AUGGGCGAUGCACAGAAGAACUGGGGCAUCAGCCUCCUACUUGUUGACAUUGAAGCAGCCCUGAUGGAGGAGCGCGCCCGCGCAGCAGUGCUCCAGCGAUCCACGGUAGCCGUCAUCGGGCGACUGCAGGAGCAGAUGGAGGAGCUCGCGAUGAAAGCCCAGUCCGUGCGUGAUGGCAACAGCCCCUUUGUGCUGUCAACGUCCUAUCGGAUCCCAAACACGCCGCUCCAGUUCGUCAGCCGCUACGAGCAAGGACGUGCCAACAUCGAGCUCACCCUGACGCCAGACAAGGAUCCCACGAAGUCCGAAGGAGGAUUCGCCGAGUCGAUUGGUCCGGCAAACAUCGGAGUCUCCUUCGACGUGGGGGUGUAG
This is a messenger RNA of Symbiodinium natans, 372 nucleotides long. The record is from the annotation of a GenBank genome assembly. Lineage: Eukaryota; Dinophyceae; Suessiales; Symbiodiniaceae.